AAUAAGAAUAUAUUAAUAUAAACAUUAAUCAAAUAUGUUAUCUCCAAAAAUGUUAACUAUAUGGUUGUUAUGGGCUACUUCUGUUUCAUCGUUACCACUGCAUAGAAUCAAUUCACAAGAUAAGAAAGUAUUUGAGAUUGCAUCUGAUAAUAAGGAUUAUGAUGAAGAAAGUGAAAAUGAAAUGAUAAAAUCUAAGGAUUUAAUGAAUUUAAACCUUUAUACAGAAAAUGAAAGUAGAUAUGAACCACUACAUUCAUAUGUAGACAAUUAUAAUAAACGUGAAAUUAUGAAUAAAAUACAGUAUACAAAUAUAUUCUUUCAUCCAGAAUCAAAUACAUGGGAAACUUAUAAUGUAGAGGAAAAUAAUAUUCCAUUUAUCGCUGGUUUUAAAGAAGAUCUUGACAAAAUUAUAAAAGGCAAACAUUCAAGAUUUAUAUAAGGAAUUGUUUCGAAGAAAAUAUGAUAAACAAAAUAAUUUUUCUUUUUCAAAAAUAACUAAUAUUGUUUCUAAUAUCAAUAAAAAUAAAAGAUCAAUUUCUACAAACAAC
Messenger RNA from Frieseomelitta varia, 548 nucleotides. RefSeq lists its product as uncharacterized. NCBI's taxonomy places the organism in Eukaryota, Metazoa, Arthropoda, Insecta, Hymenoptera, Apidae. The record is from RefSeq and is a predicted model, not a curated record. The coding region runs from base 35 to 439 and encodes 134 amino acids. The transcript is spliced from 3 exons.